Molecule: messenger RNA, 504 nt
Organism: Colletotrichum graminicola M1.001
Lineage: Eukaryota; Fungi; Ascomycota; Sordariomycetes; Glomerellales; Glomerellaceae
Exons: 1
Coding region: 1-504 (167 amino acids)
Source: RefSeq, a predicted model, not a curated record
AUGCACAACCUUGAAUUCAAGAUGAUCAAUCCUGACCAUUCUUUCACUUUUGUCAACUUGGCGUCGAAGAGCUUCGACCUUGUCGAACAGUCGCUCCCUACUGCACCUGAUGUGCGGAUGAUUCAGGAGCUACCUGAUUCCACAGUCUUAACAAGAGGCGGAGAGGCAAUCAUGUCAUGGACGAAAGGAUGCUAUUUUGGGAAGAGCGGCCGUGACGACGUUAUGCUCUGCUGGCAAGAGAUGGAGGCAUUGCAAUCGUUCUGCAUCGGCAUUGAGUCUCCUGAGAGGGGCUUUUUCAAGCCCAUUCGGUCACAUUACAAGAUCAAGUACAACGACGGAAAGGAAAGCAAGAAUUGGUUCUUCCCUUCCGAUAACCCUGGAGAUCCAUACACGUUCCCAAACACGAUGGACGUCAACAUCGUGGUCACAAGUCAUUCUGUAAAGGAUCGGCUGGAACUUGAGAUCAUGAUUAAGGAUAAGAGUCCAUCAGAUCUCAGACAGUAA